Molecule: messenger RNA, 2628 nt
Organism: Sporothrix brasiliensis 5110
Lineage: Eukaryota; Fungi; Ascomycota; Sordariomycetes; Ophiostomatales; Ophiostomataceae
Product: pre-mRNA-splicing factor CWC22
Exons: 1
Coding region: 1-2628 (875 amino acids)
Biological process (GO): mRNA splicing, via spliceosome
Cellular component (GO): catalytic step 2 spliceosome
Molecular function (GO): protein binding; RNA binding
Source: RefSeq, a predicted model, not a curated record
AUGGCCGAGUCACAGUCACCCGAGCUACGCGACCGUAGCCGAGAUGGAAACCGAACGGCCAGUGUUUCUCCGUCGCCAGGGCCGGCUGCACGCGACCGCUCCCCGUCGCCUCUCCCGCGUCGGUCGCCAUCUCCUCCCCGGCGACGGGCCUCUCCUCCUCCUCGCCGACGCUCUCCACGGCCGACGAAUACACACCCCUCGCGCCGACGCACACCGCCACCCCAACCGACCGACGCAGAAAAGCAGGCAGCGGCCAAGGCCGAAUACAACCGUCUCCUGACGGCACGGUCGGGUGGCGUGUACGUGCCGCCAGCGCGGCUGCGUGCUCUCCAGGCCCAGGUCCAGGACAAGACGUCCAAGGAGUACCAGCGGAUGGCCUGGGAGGCUCUGAAGAAGUCCAUCAACGGCAUGGUCAACAAGGCGACCGCGGGCAACAUGCGCCAGAUCAUCAACGAGCUGUUUGGCGAAAACUUGAUCCGCGGCCGAGGCCUGUUGGCCCAGAGCCUGAUCAAGGCCCAGUACGCGUCUCUGCCGUUUACGCCCGUCUAUGCGUGCAUCGCCGCCUGUGUCAACAGCAAGCUCCCUGCCGUCGGCGAGCUGCUGCUGCGCCGGCUCCUGCUGCGCUUCCGUAAGGGCUUCCGCCGCAACGACAAGGCUGUGUGUCGCAGCGCGACGACGUUUAUCGCCCACUUGGUCAACACGCAAGUCGCCGACGAGAUGAUUGCCGCGCAGAUGCUGAUGCUGCUGCUGCACCACCCGACCGACGACAGCGUCGAGAUUGCAGUCAACCUGACCCGCGAGGUCGGCAACUACAUGGAGACAAUGAACCCGACGAUCAUGGUCGUCGUCUUUGACCGGUUCCACCACAUUCUGAACGAGGCCGAUAUCGAUAAGCGGACGCAGUACGCGAUCGAGGUACUGUUCCAGAACCGCAAGGAUCAGUUCAAGGACCAGCCGGCGAUCCGCGACGACCUGGACUUGAUCGAGGAGGAGGACCAGGUGAAGCACCUGCUCGAGCUCAACGGCAAGUUCGAGGACGAGGCGACGCUCAACAUCUUCCGAUACGACGAGAACUGGGAGGCCAACGAGAAGGAGUACGCCAAGCUGCGGCGCGAGAUUCUAAACGAGAGCGACAGCGAAGACGGGUCUGACCGGUCGGACUCAGACUCCGCCUCCGACUCGGGCUCCGAUGACGACAGCUCUAGCGAAGACGAGGAGGAGGCCGCGCAAAAUGCCAUCGACAUCAAGGAUCGGACCAAUGCCGAUCUCGUGUCCCUCCGCCGCACCAUCUACCUGACGAUCCAGAGCUCCAUGAACGCCGACGAGGCCGUUCACAAGCUGCUGGCCGUCGACCUGCCGGAGGGCCGCGAGAACGAGCUGCCGUCCAUGGUGGUCGAGUGCUGUUCCCAGGAGAAGACAUACACCAAGUUCUUUGGCCUGAUUGGCGAGCGCCUAGCCAAGAUCAACCGCCGGUGGUCCACCAUGUUCGAGGAGGCCUUUACCAAGUACUACGAGACCAUCCACCGCUACGAGACGAACCGCCUGCGCAACAUUGCCUGCUUCUUUGGCCACAUGCUCGCCAGCAAUGCCAUUGGCUGGUACGUGCUGUCGUGCAUCCACCUCAACGAGGACGAGACGACGAGCGCCAGCCGUAUCUUUAUCAAGAUUCUGUUCCAGGAGAUGUCCGAGGCCAUGGGCCUGCCAAAGUUGCAGGCCCGCUUCCGCGACGACGUCGACCUCAAGCCCAGCCUAGAUGGCCUCUUCCCCGUCGACAACGCCCGCAGCCUGCGCUUCUCCAUCAACUACUUUACCAGCAUCGGCAUGGGUGCGCUGACCGAGGAAAUGCGCGAGCGGCUGAUCAACCUGCCCAAGCCGACCUUGCCAGCCGUGGCGGCCGCCCCGAGCGACCGUUCUGGUUCGCGCUCGCGCUCGGGCUCGUACUCGAGCUACUCGUCGUCGUAUACAGGGUCGUCCUAUUCGCGGUCGCCGUCCCGCUCCCGCUCUCGUUCUCGCUCUCCUCGCCGGAGACAGCGGUCGUACGACUCGCGUUUGCCGUCCGGCUCUCGUUCGCGCUCCCGCUCUCUCUCCUACCGCUCCCGAUCUCGAUCAUACACCGCGUCCCGAUCGCCGCCGCGAGCCGCCAAAAGCGCACGGGGCCGCCGGUCCCCGUCGCGUUCCUUGUCUCGGUCUGCGUCUCGGUCUGUGUCGCCUGCACCUCGUCGCAACGGCAAGCAACCUGCCACCACCCGGCGCCAACGCAGUCGCUCCUACUCCUACUAUUCUCGCUCACCAACGCCUCCUCCUGCGGCUUCGUCGGCGUCGACAAAACCAACCGCAUUCAAGGACAAAGAGCGGCUCGUGCACCGCGGCCGUUCGUUGACGCGCUCACGCAGCCGCACAGCGCCGCGUUCACCGUCUCCCCGUGGCCGUGGCCGUGGCCGUACCCGCAAUGGAUACUCACGGUCACCGUCUCGGUCACUCUCUCGCUCGCCGUCCCGUUCUCCAUCGCGGUCGCCGUCGCGGUCGCCUUUGCCACCAGCUGGUGGCAGCCGCCGCCGCCGCCGCAGUGAUAGCGUGUCAAGUGCUGGAAACGAUGCGCCGCCGAAAAAGCAUCGCCGUGGGGACUAG